Messenger RNA from Uranotaenia lowii, 11721 nucleotides. RefSeq lists its product as uncharacterized. Lineage: Eukaryota; Metazoa; Arthropoda; Insecta; Diptera; Culicidae. Gene Ontology annotation, molecular function: DNA-binding transcription factor activity, RNA polymerase II-specific; RNA polymerase II cis-regulatory region sequence-specific DNA binding; SMAD binding. The coding region runs from base 2917 to 5619 and encodes 900 amino acids. Gene Ontology annotation, cellular component: nucleus. The transcript has 2 exons. Gene Ontology annotation, biological process: negative regulation of BMP signaling pathway. The record is from RefSeq and is a predicted model, not a curated record.
UUUUGGCAUUCAAGAGUACAGGUAAAGUACCGGAGCAGUUCGAGUUAGAAUGUGCAUUGUCGAGGAAUCGUUUCGAGUUGGAACGACCGGAAGCUAGAUAACGGAUGGUUUUAGGAAGGAUUAUGUUUGUUCGGCGGAGUUAAAUUAGUGCAAUAAUGGUGCAAGUAAAAGGGUUAGUUACCGCAUGUUGAGAAAAUUGAUUCUCUCAGCAAAACGAUAGAAUUGCGCAAAAAUAUCGAUUUGCAAAGUGUUGCCAUCUCACUCAGGCUGGCAGUGGUCCUCGCGCGCACUCACACUAGCGUAGGUGGUGCGGAUUGGCGGUGUCUGUCGCGAGUCGCGAGCGAGUCCCAGUCAAUGUGUGAUUGUUUUGUCUAGCCAGUCGACGUGUACCGAUAGGGCCGUCUCGCGAUAAAGUCGCGAUCCAAUAUUGCGGCUGCUGCUGAUGGUCGAGAGGAAGUGCCAGUGUGUUGGUGUGCUGGUGCGAGACCGAUCAACCGCGAUUUUCCUCGAUGUGGUGGUGCGCGUAAAUACAUCGCUUAGCAUAAUAUAGCGAAAAAUUCUCUUUUGAAAAGGUUCAUCACUCGGCAGACAUGUUUUGUUAGACAAACGUGAAGGUUCUGUUUUGUGUCGCGCGCGCGAGAUAGUUCGUUCUCACUGGUUUGGGAUUAUAGUUGCUGGACGGUGAUCUAGACGACGAGCAAGCAAGCAAGAAAGAGACAGUGGGUCGGUCCGGGUGAAGAACGUGAAGCAGAAUCAGCAGCAGCAGAAGGCAGCGCGUAGAGAAGAAGUCGUGUGAGUGUGGGGUGUGGAACACAGAGCAGAGCAGUGCGACACGGGGAAUUAUCCGCGGAACCGAAUGGCAAAUAGAGGAAACGGCAACCAAGAAAAAUCGCAAAUGAACGGUUCGCGACGACAGAAAAUAGACACGAUGCAGUGAUUUUCGGAUUUCGUCGAAUUCGGUGAAAACAAGGUGUCACGUUGUUUGUUGUAUUGAUUGGAUGGUUUUUUGGUUGUUAAUAUCGCCAAACGCAGACCACGGAGCCAGUGUCUUCGAAGUGACCACAAUCAAGAUUCGAGAGAAACAACAUCCCUAGAGGCGGGGUGACGGAAGAAAAAAAAAGUAUGAUCCAUAGCAAAAAUGGCCUCGGCGGCUGAACAGUUUGCACCCGAUUUAGAUUUAGUUUAAUACAAUCCCCCUGAAGUUGUUUGUCACUGCUGUGAUGGGUGUCUCCUUUUGCCAUUUACGCGGGGUCAGGUUUGUCACAGAAGUUAACGCAAACGAGUGACCAUCGAGCCCCGAAAAAACAGCCGAAUAUAAGUGUUAAACAUUGGAGACGCUAGGAGCGCGAGGGAGAGUUACAAAUAUAAAUAAAACGUUGCGUAAGUGCAGCACUUCUCUGCCUUCUCCAUCCACAUACUAUAUCCAUCGUUGCUUCCAUCGAUCUACCAACCGCGAAGCUUCGAGCAUCGUCAGUCACACCGUGCUUUUGUGUGUUUUCGAGUUUGGGACCACCAUCGGUCGUUCGUUCGUGGGUUUUUUUUUUUCGGCAGGGUUAUUUUUUAUUUCGUCGACCCGUACCGAACCAGCGAACGUGAAAUGGACUCUUCCUCAGCGGACUAAGAAGAGCGCAUAUCGACGGAAACGCAGAAAUCGCAUCGCAAAAACGGCGAGACGUUUGUGACUAUCAAGACGACGACGACGAUGAACGUACGAGAGCGUCACUGUGUGCAGAAAAGUAGAGAAAGCAAAAAUUGAAGUAAUUUUAGUGCCAAUUAAAAUUAAAAGUUUGCGAGCCGAGGCGCGUCCGCAGCCAGAGAGCGCAGAUGGUGGAGACCGUGUAGAAGAAAGAUACACACAGAUAGAUAGCCAGAUAGAGAGAGCGAGCGAGAGUGAGGGGAAAGAUUCUUGGCACAUGGUUUCCGCUGGCUCGCCGCGCCUGCCUGGCAAGCAGCAGCUCGGUUCGCUCUCGUGGUGUCGGUCGUGUUGUCUAGUCUAGACUUGAUAAAUUUUUCGCAGAUGCAUCCUCCUAUGGGCUAGUGCACUUACUUACUUCUGGUUACUGUGUUGCGUUGCGUUGCGGUACGAUUAAGGUACAGGCACAGCAUCCUUCCUCGUAUCCGUGUGCGCCGCCGUGUGAUCGGUACGGAUCCGUCGUCGUCGUGGGAAUGUGGUUGCCACUGCUGUGCGUCAACCGCCCGUCAACAUCGUGUGUGCAUCUCGCGGAAUGUUCUACACUGCUGCUGGCGGCCAAUUUUUGGCACACCACUUCGCUACGCUAAGUAAGCUAAUGUGAACCGGAGAAAAGAUGACGAUGCACCAGUGAAUUCGAGCUGAGAACAGGUGCAGGUGAUUAGUUUCGAAUAGGAAGUUGGAUUCCAACCAGGGCGCUGCAAAUUCUGAUUGGAGGGCUAGUGAUUGUUUUCUCUUUCGCUCGGUUGGUUGGGUUGGAAAGCCCAAGGAAGGAAGUGUGUCUGAUUGUAAAGCAAAGGUUGUGUCACUACUGGUGGGUGCAGUAGUUGUGCGAAUCUUAUCGGAAAACGAAAAUAAUUGGUGUGCAAAUAAUCUUUGAAAUGUGAAGGGUUGCAAGGAAAAUAACCGCAAUCGAGUGAUACAAGUGUUGUACACAUAGUCUGGGUCAAGUAGAUCAUUCGUGUUGUGUUUAUCCUGAUCAGAAUGUUGUGAAUACUAGCGCCUUGGAUAAUUGAAGGCAACAGGGGUUGGAUAUGGCCUGUAGUCGCUAUGAAGGAAUCCGAAUGUUGAAAUAAAAAUAGAGUGAAAACAAGCUGUGAAGAGAGAGAAAAAGAAAAAUAUUAAGGAGUCUAUUUAUACUCAACAAGCGUGCUGUUGUUGCGUCCAAUAGCGAUAACCAUUUGAGCAAUUUUCGCAAGCUGAUAACAAAAAAAAACGUCACAAAUAUGACAGAAUACGUGCCACCACAGCUGAUCACAGUACUGAAGACCUAUCAGGACAAUGCACCGAAAGGCUUGCACGGCCCCGGGCUGUCUUUGGUCCACCCUGGAAAGAGUGGCCAACGACCAGAAUCCCCCGAUCAUGACUCCGACGAAGGUUUGAUAGUGCAACCGAUCACAGGACCCCUUCCUAUGCCAGCACAUCCCAUAAUGACCACACCGGAUCCGGACUGCGGUGUAGUUCAGCUGACAAUGCUGGAAGGGAAGAAGAUCGGAUGCUUUUUGCUAGGCGGCGAAAUGCGGCUCUGUCUGCCACAGAUAUUCAACAAUAUCUUGAUGGACUUCUCGGUCGAACAGAUCAAUCGAAGUAUUCAAGAGCUAAUGAUCUAUCUGUACAACUGCACCGAUCAGCAGCUACAGGAGUUCAAACGAGCCAACAUUAUUCCGGACACGGCCAAAACAUGCGGAUUGAUUACGCGAACAAACGCCGAAAGGCUGUGCAGUUACAUGCUCCAUCAGGCAGAUGGCACUCGAAGUCGGAAGGGCGCGACUUCAUUUCGAGUGUAUCACCGCUGUUUCGGGAAGUGUGAGGGUAUCUUCACCUUCGAACUGUACUCGUACAAGGAACCGGCCUGUAUCGAGUGCUGCGAGUGCCAGGGAAUGUUCUCACCGCAAAAAUUCGUUUGCCAUCAGCAUGAUCGACAGGAAAAUCGAACCUGCCACUGGGGCUUCAAUUCGAGCAACUGGCGGGCCUACAUACACGUGGCACUGGACGAGGAGAAUCGGGAGGCGUACGCCAAGCUGUUGGAGGACAUCUGGAACCGGGAACGCGACACCGAGAUGGAGCUGGAAUAUUGGCUCGCUAAACGAAAGGGCCUCGACGACGGAACCCUGGUGACGAUCAAAGGCGAGCCCCUGAGUGACAUUCCACUGAAGAAACCAAAGCUUAUCACCGAUGCCGCCCUGUACCAGUUCAGCCGGCAGCCCAGUUCAGCAUUUCGUCCAUGGACACAGAAAGCACAAAAAAUCGCGCAACAGCAGCUGAUGCUGCAGCACAUGCAAACCUUCGGCAACGGCAAUGGUUUGCUAAAUGGGGCCGCUAUUGGAUCAGGUGCUGGUUCACCUGGAGGGAUCCUAACGCUCAGCCGCGAACCACCGGUGCUGCAAAAUCCGGAGAGUGUGGUGCGGUUGUCCGAAAGCGACAAGUUCGAACGUAGCUUCCAGCCAAAUGUGGCGCUUGCACCACGAAAGACCAUUCUCUGCAAGGAACGGGAACGAGAGCAGCGGGAACGAUUAUCGGAGAAGGAGCGAUCUGGAGUGAUCAAGUGUGAUGUUCAAAUUAAGCAAGAAAGUCCACCCACGCCACCGGUGGAUGUGAUACGAUCAGUCAUUAAGUGCGAAGUAAAUAUUAAACAGGAACGACCGGCGACGCCACCACCACCUGAUAUGUCACCAGGCCCUCAAGUACCUUCAGCACCGCAAUCUCCUACGCUUCCUCCGGUUGGAGCGCCAAUGCUCGUCGGCGGUCCCAUCAAGUCCGUUCCAAUGUCCUACAGUCCUGUUGCUGAUGUGCAUUCGGGAUCCAAUGAAAUCACGUCGUCCACGUCACCCGUACCUCCCUUGGUCAGCAUUGCCACCAUCAACGGUUGCAUCUCAGAAAAACCAAAGCUUCUAGUGAAAGAGCAGAUAAGUCCACCUUCGCCUGGACGAUCGCCACUUCACAGCGAGGACCUGCAUCAUCACCAUCGAUCUCACCAACCACCUGUUAUAUUGAAAAACGGCAACGGACCUAUGCCAGGAGUUCCGGGUGUACAGAUAGCUGGAAAUCCGGAAUUCGAGCUCUCUACGGAUACGGACGACGACAGUUUAGCAGGAGAACCAGACAGUAGCAAUAACUCACCAUUGGAACUCAUCGGCGAGGUCAUGAAAGAUGUGGCUCAUGAAACCAGGGAUCAAAUACUGCAUAUAUUCAAGCUUCUGAUACAGGAAACGACACAAAUCCGCAACGAUCACAUUCAGUUGAUGCAAGAUCAGAAGCAAAAAGAUGCGCUGAUAGCAGAUCUCCAGCGGGAUAAAGACAACCUUCAAGACCAAGUGCACGAACUACAGCAGCAACUUAAUCGAUCUCUCAUCAAUAUAGCUGCUUCUGAAGCCAACGCCUUACAGAUGCAACAUCAACACCAGCAGGAACUGGCCGCUGCGGCUGCUGCUGCUACGAAUGGAUCGGCACCAUCCUCAACACCUCCCUCCCCUCUAUCGUUGGCCUCCAACGGUAGUAGCAGCCAAAUUAUCAUCGAAAAAAUCGAACGACGGAACAGUUUUCCUGAGAAGUCCGACGUGAUCAUGAAGCCCUUGAAAAAAUCCCUCCGUCGAAGUCCAGACGAUUCGGUGCUCAUGCUUCAAUCGCCUCCUCCACCGCCACCGCCCCCAGUCAGCUUGUCAAUUACAACCAAACCGUCGGAUCCUUUGGAUGAUGACAAAACUUCCCUGCAGCAGCAGAUCGCAUCAUCCCCGGCCGUUGCCAUCAACGGUGGAAAUAGCGUGAUCAACUCGCCCUCACCACGACCUCCUUCCCGACCGGCAUCAACAGCAUCUACAGCUUCCAAUGCGUCAACUGGAGUGCUCCAGGAAAACAGCACGGGAGGCAGUCGACAGCCAUUUUCGUCAUCCUCCUCGAGCAACGAGAUGAUGAAAAACGGAAACAACUGAUAGUUGAUCAUCUACCUUUGAGGUCAAGGGUCAAACUACAAAUGCCUCAGCAAUCUGAGGGAGUUUCGCAGAAAUUAAACCUCCAGCUUUUGUUCUCUUGCUCGAGCUGCGAAUAGCAUACCCCUGGUGGUGGGUAGCUAAAGUACGAAACUAUCGUACUAAUUUGAGAGAAAGAGAGAACUGUUAAGCUUUAUUGUCGAUAUUUUCCCACCAAAUAAUUUCUGUUCUGUUUUAAAUUAGUACGACAAACAUAAACCAUUAGGAUUAUUAGGUUCGAAAACAAAAACCAACUCAACCAAGCACGAUCGAUGAGAGAACGUUUACAAAAAUCUAUUCAAUAAGAGCGAUCCCAAACUCAAAUGAAAACUUUAGAACCAAUAGUUCAAUGUAGUUGUUUGUUGAACCAAUAACCCGAUAGAGGAGCAAAACUACAAAAUACAAACAAAAUUGUAAAAGUUCUCCUACCAACCAAACCGAUAGGCAAUGUAGAAAGACCUACUCAAAGAUAAACACAAACUAGAGGAAGAACCUUUGCGGUUCGUUCUUGUUGAGCGUCAUGCUAAAAAAGUGCAUGGAAGAACCACGUGUAAUAUUACCCCAGAAAAAGAAACCGAAAACGUCGACAAGUGCUAAAUUAUUACUCAUAACCACUAAGUGGUUUCAAAAGUUUUACGCGGUGACUUGUAAAAACAAAAGGAUUUAUUUCUAAAGUAGGAGAUUCACAAACCGUUUCAUAGAAUGCGCAUUAAAAUGUAGUUUAGCAAAGAAAAUCAUAUUCUCCCCCAUUUGUAAAUGGUAGGCACCAUCUGAUAGGAAGGAUCGUUCAAAUCGCUCUUGUGUUCUCUACAGCCAUUAAAACAGGACAUUUUCACUAGUUUAUCACUUCUCUAAAAUCUUCAUAGUGGUCAGUCGAAAUAUUCUCUCUGUCAAUAACUCCGCCUAGUUUUGUCCGUUUGUACUAUUUUACUUUUAACGUGUAUAGCCUGUAACUAUGUAGAUAUGCUAAGAACUGCGAUAUUUUGUAAAUAUAUACUAAUUUGUAGCUCACCGUUUUUCUGUUAGGUUUUUUCGGACAGGAAAAUUGUGCAUUUGUAUUUCGUUUCCUUAACCAUUUGCCACGAACGGGGGCAUUCAAAAUGCCUCUCGCCUAGUUUAGUUACAGUAAACAAGUUAAGAAUAGAGCGAAACAAAGAGAAAAAAAACCGCUCACACUUUAAGCAACAAAUAAGAAAACUAACAAACAAAACGAAUCGAUAUCGCUUUUCAAAAAAGUGUUCAUCUAAAAUGUUUGGUUUCAAAAAUCAAACUACGUACUCCUUAUUUAAAAAUGCAUAAAACAAAAAAAUCCAAGAGAAGAAAGUCUUUAACGAAAGCAAAAUCAUACUGCAUAAAAGUAACUGUUUUGUCGACAAGCUUUUCCUAAGUUUAGAACACACAAAAAAAACGAAACUUCUUAUGUCAAGAACAAAACGCCAAACACCACUACUGGUUUUUCUUUCGAAACAUAACGACAAACAUUUAACUCGACAAACGGAUUCUUCAUACUUUGUUUGAUUAAAUAUUUCGAAUCAAAAUGUUUCAAUUUUCACUACCGAAAAUAUCGGAAAAAAUACAUUUCACAUCUAAGAAUAAAUGUAUAUGUCGAAUAUUAACGGUAGUCCAUAUUUGAUUCAUUUUCAACGAGAUAAGUGAAGAUUUAAAGGGCUUGGCUCAGCAUCUUCCUGAAAGAAAAAAUAUGUUUCAGUUUGUCAAUUGGCCACAUUUAUGAUAUUAAAUUUAUGAAACACAAUAAGUAUAAUUUAUUUAUUUAUGCUACCCUCGUAUCGACUAAGGACUGCGGUAUUACUUCUUCGUACGCCCGAAUAAAGCGUCCUCUUUUCGGCUCGGAAGAACCCCGCGAAAAAAAAAUUACACUGCUACUACUACAUAAUUUGGUUUUGUGAUUUUACUUUGGUUAUAGAAAAGCAAUUUUAAAACACGUACUACUACUUAGUCAUUAUAGUUUUCGCUUAGGACAAAAACAAAAAGCUGCAAACACUACUCUGUUCCUUCUUAUUCUGAAUAGAAACCAAAAAUAUUGAAAACUUUAAAAAAGUCAUCUAAUAAGAGUAUAGGAAAACACACAUACACUGCGAACUAAUCUUUUAGGACAAGUUUUACUUUCGAAAUUCACCGGAAAGAAAUACUGAAUAGCUGUAACCUAAGUUUUGGAAAUUCAAAAACAAACGAAAAAAAAUCACCUUCUCAUUUCGAUUCAAAUUGUUGCAAACUGCUGUUGAAUUUCUAGUGCAUUUCGGAAUGCAUGUUUGAUUUUUAUUUGCUUUUCUACGAACUAGUUAAUGGAUUCGUUCAUUUGGGAUUUUAAAGUUUUGUUGUAGUGCCAAUUUUGGAAUAUUCAUUUCAAAAUGUACUCUCAGUUUGUUUUUUUUUUUUUAAUUGAUGUAUGAUUUUGGUUUUUAUCGAAUAGUUUUCACUAACUCUAUAGUUCGAUUUCCCAACACCGCCAAAAAAGAGCAAUGUAAUGUUUAUCUUAGCUCGUACUCUCAAAUAGUAAUUGCCUGGAAAAGGAAGAGCGGAAGACGUCUCUAUUAAAGUAAUAUAAGAAACAAAAUCAAAAGUGUGUAAUCAACACCAGUCGACAACAACACCUGAAGACUCCUGAUGAGAACAAAGAAGUACAAAUUAGUCAAUACAACUUGCUUUUAAGGUGCAUCUCGUAUACACUGUUAAAUGAUUAUUAAGUACGUCAAAGUUAAAAGAUAGCCAAACCUGUUAACUAGAAAUCCCUAUCUUGUAGAUGAUCGACAAUUGUUGCAUCUUAAGCCAUCCUUUGGCAGCGCACAAGUUGUUAAGCAACUAUUACUGUACAACUACAUUUUUUUUACUCUACGAGCACAUUGUUUGAUUGAAAAUGUAUGUACAAUACAUACAAUGUGAGCUAAACCAGUAACCGUCUCUUACAGUGUACGACGAUUUUCGAUUAAUUCAGUGUUUGGAAUCUAAUGAGAGCAAUUAAAAAUCGGUUAGCAUAAGAAUUCGCAAGGUUCGGAAUUGAGAAGUCGAAUGUAAUUUCAAUGUUACAGAUUUGAUUUUUACCUCCCUGAAAAACAAACUAGUAAUUACUCAUUUUCAACACUUUUAAAAAUCUACUCGCCUAAUUUAGGUUCCAAUCAUCUGGCGCUAAAAUUGAGGAUUUCCACUGUUGACGAUCCAGUGCCAGCGCCUUUACUUGACACCAGUUCAGAAUAUCGUAUCCACUUUUUUUUCUCUGGCUUGGAAGCUUCCGGCCUUUUCCUUGACACUUUUCGGUUGGCGUAUUUUUUUUUGUUAAAUCUAGCACAACAUGCCCGCGUUUUACUUGCCGGAAUUUCUUUAAAUUCCGUUGAAAGAACGCAAUUCUAAGGCUUUUGAAUAUUAUUGAAACUCUAUCCAAACUGUGAAGACGAAUGACUGAUUGAAUAAUUUAACGCUGCUAAAUUCAAACACUGAACUCAAAUGAAAAUAUGCAGCCAUGACGUUACAAUCAACUGACUAGUUACCAUGGCGAUUGUUUACCGUUUGUUUUCUAACGUCAAUGAUCUUCUAUCAGCGGUGUUCAAGCUCGGUUUGGCUCAAUCUAUUCCUUACAAUAAUUUCAUUUGCCAAUGUUCAAAUGGCAACGAUUAAAAAACAGUUGAAGGAACAUAGUUCAUCAGCAACUUACGUAUUUCCUGAUAGAAAAAUGACAAUCCUAAUUAUUGCUGUAAUGAUAAACUGAAUAUGUUUCAUUUCUUCCCACAACCAGCGAAUGCAAUAAUUUGAAUCGAAUCAACUCAUUCUGAAAAAAGUAGAAACGAGUAUGAUAUAAACCCAACAAAACUAGCGUUUCACAGACAUAUUUUAAGGACAAACAAUGUACAGAACUGAAUUUCGAAGCAGUAAUUUACACCAAAAUUUAUAUAAAUAACAACUGAGAAAUCGAUAGAAAAAAAACACUGAUCGGAGUAAGCAAAAACGUAUUAGAACAUAAAGCAAAAAAAAAAGUGUUAUAUAUUCAAAGACUAACUCAAACAACAACAACAAAAACAAGCAAAAUGGUUAUAAGAUCGAAUUUAAUAUGAAAUUAACAAAUUAAAAACCAGCUAGAAGUUCUUUCUCCCACAUUGAAUCACUCACUCAUGCACUCCAUCUUGCGAGACGCACUCUUUCCCCAGUAAUCGUAUAUCUUGCGUUUAGAGGUAAAUGAAUUGAACAAAAAAAACAGAAAAACAAAACCAAUUCCACAUUGUAAAGGAAGUAACACAAACACAGAAACAUCAAUUUGAUAACUGUUUAUUGAAUAUAGUCUAAUUGUAGCGAAACAAAAGAGAAACAAAUACGUCAAAAGAUAAAAUCAAAAGUCAGAAGAACGAACGGGACAAACAAAACAAACAAACAAAAAUACCAAUAUAUUUCUACAAAAUUUUAAAUCUACAGACAGAAAAAACAAUUUCAGAAAAUCAAUGCAUAUUGCGAAGAUAUAUGAGGGAAAAGCAGACAGGCAAAACGAGAAAUAAAAAAUAAACAAAACAAUUCGAAGACAUCACCCUUGAGGAGCAUGCAGACAAAACACUGAAGAUAAUAAAUUAUAAAGACGAAAACGUGAUGGAGCGAAAAAAUAACCACGAGUAGAAAUUAAAGAAUAGAAAACCAAAAAAAGGUUAUCCGACUCCGCAAUGCAAUAGGAUGCACAGAAUUGUGAAGCCAAUCUCGAGUACAGUGCGAAAGAAAGAACGAAACAGAAACAUACAGAAUCUUUCUUUCAUGAUGAAAACAAUAAAAAACAUAAAACAACCAAGCAAAUGUUGUUAAUUUUAAUGGUAAAACUUUUAUUUUGGCUGUGCUUUUCAAAAAAGGAACUACUGUAGUGUUUAAUGAUCUUAUCGGUUAAUACAUUUUUUUUUACGAAUUUCAUAAUUUCACUGAGUUAGGUUUACUCAUGAUUCGUUGCCUGUAGGAAUCUCUCGUUUUAAGGUUAUACUGAACAGACAGACACACUCUCCGAAACAAAAACAAUGAAAAUAAUAAACUCACUCAAACACACACAAACACUCACAUCAGAGAUGAAUCAGUCAGGUCAGUUAAUUCAAAUGAACACUACUGGAAGGUGUUAGUGCUAGAUCGAACUGUUCAAGGUUCGAUUAGCUCGAAAGUUAUUAUUGACUCAUAAAGUAGUGUGCGAAUAAACACACAGAAACAACACAAAAUGUAAAAAAAACGACUUGGUCACUCUAAUUAUUUAUUUUAAAAAUUAAUUUGUAUAAAUUUGCCAUUUAAAUGUUAUCUAGUAAUUAUAGCAAAAGGAUUACAGUACUACAAAGAAUGUAAAGUAAUAUGCUACAACACAAAACUGUUUCAACUUCACUAAAAUUGAACACAAAACCAGAAAGAAGACAAAACAAAUAACUACUAGAAGAUCUAAUAAAUCAGUAAAAAAAAAACAAAAAACAAGUAAGCAAAGUACCCUUAAAUCUAACAAAAUAGGACAACAAUACAAACACUAAAAAAACAUUGUUGAGAGCAUUAGGAAACAUGAGGUAAACAAACGAUUACAUAAAAUAUAUAGUAUAUAUACCUAUAGAUCAAUGCAACAGAAAAACACAAACAAAAUGUAAAAAUGAAGAAAAACAAACUGACUUGUGCUUGAUUUACAGCCAGAACAACAACACUCUUAACAACAGUCCAACCAGCAGAAGAGGAAAGUCAAAAGUAUGAAUUGAAAACGAAACUUGUUUGUGUAAGACAGGUAGAAACAAAACGGUAACAAAGUCUAAUGCUUAAUGAAAUCAACAAUUAAUAAACAGAAUCACAUACAGAAAACAGACACACAUUGUUACAAUAUUAAUAAAAAUCAACAAAAUUUCAACCAAACCAACCAACCAACAAAGAAAGUGUAAGGGACAGAAGCAAAGUUACAAUGCAGAAUGAGGGACAGGAUAACACACAUACAACAACUGAAUCGAAAAACACAGAAAACCACACACUCACAUAAGUACGUGAAACAUGAAACAUCAACUUUGAAAAUUAUUAUAAAAAUAAUUUAAAAACACAGAAAAUUAAUGAAUUAUAAAACAUGAAAAUAUA